AUGCUAUUCAAACAGCAGGCGUUGCUGAGACAGAAGCUCUUUGUGCUGGGCAGCCUUGCUAUCGGGAGUCUCCUCUAUCUAGUGGCCAGGGUUGGGAGCUUGGAUAGGCUGCAGCCUAUUUGCCCCAUAGACAGCAGACUGGGCCCUCCUCACCUGCCGGAGCAGAUCCCUCUCCGGACCCUGCAGUAUAAACGUGGUCUGCUCCACGAGCUCCGCAAGGGCAAUGCCACCAAAGAGCAGAUCCGCCUGCACAACCUGGUGCAGCAGCUGCCCCGGGCCAUCAUUAUCGGGGUGCGCAAGGGGGGCACGCGCGCCCUGCUGGAGAUGCUCAACCUGCACCCGGCGGUGGUCAAGGCCUCGCAGGAGAUCCACUUCUUUGACAACGACCAGAACUACGCCCGGGGCAUCGACUGGUACCGGGAGAAGAUGCCCUUCUCCUUCCCCCAUCAGAUCACCAUUGAGAAGAGCCCCGCCUACUUCAUCACAGAGGAGGUCCCCGAACGCAUCUUCAAGAUGAACUCCUCCAUCAAGCUGCUGAUCAUCGUGCGCGAGCCCACCACCAGAGCUGUGUCUGACUACACACAGGUGCUGGAGGGCAAGGAGCGCAAGAACAAGACCUACCACAAGUUUGAGAAGCUGGCCAUCGACGGCAACACGUGUGAGGUGAACACAAAGUAUAAGGCUGUACGGACCAGCAUUUACACCAAGCACUUGGAGCGCUGGCUGAAGUACUUCCCUGUGGAACAAUUCCACAUUGUGGACGGGGACCGUCUGAUCACGGACCCGUUGCCGGAGCUGCAGCUCGUCGAGCGCUUCCUCAACCUCCCGUCCAGGAUCAGCCACUAUAAUCUGUACUUCAAUGCCACCAGGGGAUUCUACUGCCUGCGAUUUAACAUUGUCUUCAACAAGUGCCUGGCAGGCAGCAAGGGGCGCAUCCACCCUGAGGUGGACCCUUCGGUCGUGGCCAAACUGAGGAAGUUCUUUCACCCCUUCAAUCAGAAGUUUUAUCAGAUCACUGGCAGGACAUUCAACUGGCCCUGA
Salvelinus namaycush (lake trout) is the source of this 1041-nucleotide messenger RNA. Its product is annotated as heparan sulfate glucosamine 3-O-sulfotransferase 5. Gene Ontology annotation, molecular function: [heparan sulfate]-glucosamine 3-sulfotransferase activity. NCBI's taxonomy places the organism in Eukaryota, Metazoa, Chordata, Actinopteri, Salmoniformes, Salmonidae. Bases 1 to 1041 code for a protein of 346 amino acids. The record is from RefSeq and is a predicted model, not a curated record. The transcript has 2 exons.